Messenger RNA from Oldenlandia corymbosa var. corymbosa, 1728 nucleotides. Lineage: Eukaryota; Viridiplantae; Streptophyta; Magnoliopsida; Gentianales; Rubiaceae. The record is from the annotation of a GenBank genome assembly.
AUGCCGGAUCAUGGCUUGUUUGUUGAGAAAAGGUUGUCAUAUGUGGAAUUGAUUAGUAAGAUUUGUAUGACACUUGGUUGGGAUCCAACACACGUAAAACUCCACCUUUCUGUGAUUUUUGAUAGUCCCAGUGGUAGGCGUGUAGUGAAGAUCAAGAAUGAUUCGCAUGUAGAGUUCAUGAACCGUGUAGCUCCAAUGUCAUGUAUGGAUUUAUACAUAGAUUUGGAAGAUAUUACUCGCGAAGAAAGAGAAGCGAGUUUGGAAAAUAACGUGUUAUUUAGUGGUUUUCCAAGGAGGGAACGUGCUAGUACUUCUCGAAAUCGUGAUGAAGAGGAGACACCUUUAUUUUCACAAGAUGACUACAUGGAAGAGUCAGAUCUCGACUAUAUAGCUCCAAGCGAAAGCGAAGAAGACCGUGAGGUCUCUGGAAAUAGUGAUUUUGAUGAAAGUGAUGAUGAAUUAUUGGAAACUGAGGAAACAGAUCUUAAUCCAGCUCCAACGCCAUGUAUACAGUGGGAAUGUUCGUACACCUACGGAGACGUCCCAAGGAGCAGCUUGGCACCUUUUAGAGAUCAAUUAACAAGUCUGCGUCUUGGAGAUUUUCUGGAACCCCACGAGUCGCUCAGGAUUGAAGACGAGGAGCAGCAUUUCUCCUACGCCAUGCAGUUAGUGGGCUCCGCAUCACUUCCCAUGGUGUUGAUGGCCGCCGUCCGGCUUGACUUGUUCGCGAUCAUCGCCGGAGCCGGUCCUGGAGCAAAACUCUCGGCUUCCGAAAUCGCUGACCGCAACUCCUUGCUGACCAACCCGAAUGCUGCUUCCAUGUUAGAUCGGAUGCUCCGCCUCCUUGCUAGCCACUCCGUGCUGACGUGUUCCUCCGUGGACGGUGGUGGUGAUGGCGGUAGUCAAAGAGUCUACGGCCAAAGAGUAUAUGGGUUGGCACCGGUGGCGAAGUACUUUGUACGGAACAAACGAGGAGUUUCGCUUGGCCCUUUCCUGGAUUUGAAUAAUGACAUUGUGAUAACACAGACCUGGUACGGAUUCGAAAAUGCAGUGCUUGAAGGAGCAGUUCCCUUCAAGAAGAUGCAUGGUACACACCUUUUUGAUUAUCUUGAAAGAGAUAAAAGAUACAACGAGCUCUUCAACAAGGCCAUGAUCAAUCAUACCACUAUAGUGAUGGACAAAAUUCUCGAGAAUUACAAAGGAUUUGAACACAUUGAAACUUUGGUAGAUGUUGGCGGUGGCCUUGGAGUCAACCUCGAAAUUCUUACAACCAAAUAUUCAAAUCUAAAAGGCAUUAAUUUCGACUUACCGCAUGUUAUACAACAUGCCCCAACCCGUCCUGGAAUAAACCAUAUUGCGGGAGACAUGUUUGAAAGAGUUCCUAGCGGGGAUGCCAUUUUUAUGAAGUGGAUACUUCACGAUUGGGACGAUAGUCAUUGCUUGAAAUUAUUAAAAAAUUGUCACAAAGCGUUGCCGGAAAAUGGAAAAGUGAUAAUUGUAGAUGCACUUCUUCCGGUUGAUAUUUCCGAUAACAGUGCUUGUACAAAAAGCACUUGCCAAAUGGAUAUUAAUAUGAUGACUCAUACUACAAGUGGAAGAGAAAGAAAUGAAGACGAGUUUCUUACUUUGGCUUUGGAAGCUGGAUUUCAAGGCAUAAAGCUAAAAUGUUUUGUGUGUAAUUUGUGGGUCAUGGAGUUCUAUAAGAAAGAAAAUCAUGUCCAUGAUUGA